Messenger RNA from Orbilia oligospora ATCC 24927, 1200 nucleotides. RefSeq lists its product as uncharacterized. The transcript is spliced from 2 exons. Gene Ontology annotation, molecular function: protein kinase binding. The record is from RefSeq and is a predicted model, not a curated record. Lineage: Eukaryota; Fungi; Ascomycota; Orbiliomycetes; Orbiliales; Orbiliaceae. Bases 1 to 1200 code for a protein of 399 amino acids. Gene Ontology annotation, biological process: signal transduction. Gene Ontology annotation, cellular component: nucleus; cytoplasm; nucleotide-activated protein kinase complex.
AUGGGAAACGCUCAAUCUCAGGAGGGCCAGUCCGGCUUGACUGGCUCGCAGCCGGGUAGUUCCAGCUCCUCAAGGUCUGAUCGGUCCCACCAUCACCACUUCCCCCACUCCUCAGGAACACACCAUACCCGCCGCCCGCCACAGAGGAAGAACAGUCUCUCAGCUGCUCCUCUUAAGGCUGCUCCUACAACAUCUACUACUCAAGAGCACGGGGUCUUACUCAGUGCCGAUAUACCGUCUGCCAGGGGAUUGACGACUCCUUCCUCUGCCGCCGAAAAGCUACUUGAUAUAAGUAUCUCGGCCACACCGUCCGUGGAUCCUUCCCCUUUACGAACAAUGGAUAUUACCGGUGCUUCUAUUCCCAAAAUGUCCAUCCAGGACCCCAGUGUCCCGGACAAAAUAGACACUCUUAUUAGCGUCGAUGUGCCCGCUCCGUCCCGUCGAAGGAACAGCUUUGGCAGCGCUACAACAGUAGACACCGUCGAACUCGACGAGAUGAACAUUGACGACACAAAAGCGAUCCCCACGACCAUUGAAUGGACCGAAGGAGGCAAGAAGGUUUAUGUUACGGGUUCAUUCUCGGGCUGGAAGAAAAAGUUUAGACUCAUUAGGAGCGAAGGCCAUCUAUCCACCGUCGUACCAUUGCCGCCUGGUACCCAUCAUCUCAAAUUCUUGGUUGACGGCCAGAUGAGGAUUUCGGAUUCAUAUCCAACUGCCGUUGAUUCUGCUGGUAUCUUGGUAAACUACAUUGAAGUAAUAGCAGAUGAUAUGCCACCUCUCGAGCGCCAAUUAUCCACCGUUUCCGCUGAGAAGGCUCCGGAACCACCCCAGAACAUGCUGAAUAGCACCAACAAUUCCUUCAUCCAGGCUCAUGUCCAACCUGCCAGACGAUAUACCUCAGAAAUUCCAGCAUUUUUGGAAGAUCUGGAAGAAAAACAGGAGCAGUAUGGUAGAAACUUUGAUUCGCAGUUACCGCCGCCGCCAUCGUUACCCAUGAUUCUUAGCAAGGUCAUCUUAAACGGUGCAAAUACGAUACGCGAUGAUAGUAGUGUUUUGCCCAUUCCGAAUCAUGUUGUUUUGAAUCAUUUGGCGACGAGUUCAAUUAGGAACCAAGUUCUAGCGAUCAGCGCGACUACGAGGUAUAAGAAAAAGUACGUCAGCACAAUUCUUUACAAGGCUACCUCCACCUCGGACGAUUGA